AUGGAUAAACAAAAAAUAUCUAUAGAUUCGAAUUUAUUGUUGAAUGAUGUCCAAAGAUUAGCUUUGAAUGAGCUUUUAACGAAUGAUAAGAUUACUAUUAUAUCAUGGACACCAGAACAACAAGAGGAGGCAAACGAAUUUCUACGGUCUCAUAUGCUUUUGGAUUUAAUAGUUUCUAACGCGAAUUUAACGAAUUCAACGAAUUCGAAAUGGGUCAUAAGUUAUAAAUAUAACGAUGAUACUAAUAUACGGAAAAUUUUAUGUCAAUGUAGUUGUGGUAUUUUUACCCAAAAUUCUAAUGUUAAAAAUACAGGCAUAAGCGAACAUAAUUUUGAAUUUUUUGGGUGUUUGGCCUUUGCGGAAAUUACAAUUAAUGAAUCAACGAACCAUUACGGAAAAAUUAUGGGAUAUUUUGAACAUGUGAAUGAGUGCGUUCAAUCAGAUAAAACUAUUCCACAAGUAGCCGAGCCUUUAGAAAUUAUAGAUACACCAAAGAAUCCGUCGUUACCGGUUAUGUCACAAGAUGAGUCGCACGUUUCUGAUUCAUCUAUUUUACAACUUCAUCCUAUGGUUAAAGAGAUUACGUCAGAUUUAUUAAAAUCAUAUGUGCCUACAAAAUGGGUGAUGAAGGACAAUCAAAAAUUUGUUCAAAAUAACUGUAAUGGAUUAGUUAUUUUGGAUGAUUAUAGGUUGUUGAUUAGUCCAUCAGAUAUAUUGAGUAUCAUGGGUGAGAUACCAAAAAUAAAGUUAAACAUUAAUAUGCGACAACCAGUAGAUUCUAGUUUAUUAGACAUAUUUUUUUUAAAAGGGGAUAGUGAUUCAUUGAUACGAAACUCAUGUUUUCAUUAUCAACCCAGAACUCAAGAACAUGAUAGACUUGAAAUUGGACUUUCAACACUAGAGCAAAGAGAAUUUGCGUGGACUUAUGGUCAUCAAAAUCUUUUGAUAUUUGAUGGAACGUUCACUAUUUGUGAUAAUAGAAUACUUUUAUUCGCAUUAUUGGUACUUGAUGAGGAUCAUCAUAGUAUUCCUGUGGCAUAUUUCUUAUUUUCUUUACCCAAUUCAACAAAAUCAUCCUCCGAUGGUGGUUAUGAUUAUCGAAUAUUGAGCACAUUAUUACAGAAGUUUGUUGAUGUAUUGGGUGAAAAAAAUUCAGCGAAAUUUUUCCCAAAGAUAGUUAUGACGGACACAAAUUAUCGAGAACAGCAAGCAGUGCAUCAAGUUUGGUCAGGUGCUGCAGUGAUUUAUAAUUUCUUUCAUGUAAAUAAAGAGUGGAAUAAGAUAUUAAAGCAAUCUCUCGGUGCCAAUGGUCCUCAGCAAAUCGUUACUUAUAGAAAAGAAAUGAAAUCUUAUAUGAGAAGCGUGAUUCAUCAAAUAAACACUAUGAAUGAUACUAAUCAUAUUAAAGUAACUGUUCUAAAUGCACAAAAAG
Molecule: messenger RNA, 1432 nt
Organism: Racocetra persica
Lineage: Eukaryota; Fungi; Glomeromycota; Glomeromycetes; Diversisporales; Gigasporaceae
Source: the annotation of a GenBank genome assembly